GCAGCGCUGCAGAUGCUUUGCAUAUCCACCCAGCGGACACGGGACACGCGGCCCGCCAGGGGCUCGGGUGACGGCUUGCGGGAGGCCGCGAACGAAUCGAACCAGGAGUAUUCGAACCGCAUGUCCAAGUGGGCGGGGGAUGUCUGGCAGCUCGUCAAGGAUGAGGCGCCCGAGGAUUUCUUUUAUAUUAUGGAGCUGUCCCAGCUGGCUCGUCAACCGCUCGACCAUUUCUUCUUCUUCCUGGAGAAAAAAAUCCCAGCCGGAGAGCCACGGGCACUCGCGCAGCUGGUCUGGGGCAAAGCCGAGCAGAUUUCCACCGAGUUGCAUCGACUGACCUGCCCCGAGCCGUGGCUUGACUUCCUCGAGACGCUGCCGCUGAACAUGGUUCGGGACUACAGCGCCAUCAUCGAGGAGGUCACCAUGGAAGCGCUUGGCGACUUCGAGCGGCGC
Molecule: messenger RNA, 450 nt
Organism: Prorocentrum cordatum
Lineage: Eukaryota; Dinophyceae; Prorocentrales; Prorocentraceae
Source: the annotation of a GenBank genome assembly